Molecule: messenger RNA, 16007 nt
Organism: Porites lobata
Lineage: Eukaryota; Metazoa; Cnidaria; Anthozoa; Scleractinia; Poritidae
Source: the annotation of a GenBank genome assembly
AUGGCUUCUGGCAAAGCGAAAAGCAUCGACGAAAUGACUAUGAAGGAACUGCUUGAAACGAUGGAGGCUCUUGGUGUAGCAGACGAAGAGGUAGAGACACGAAGCGACGCUAGGUCUCGAAUAAGAACUGUGUUAGAAAAGGCAGAAAAGACGACGUUGAACUGGUCACCAGGAGAGGUACGUUAUUUGUUAGUAAAAUUUCAGAACCGACACGAGUUUGGCCGGCGAAGUUUAGUGUGUUUCAAGAGGAGCGACAUUUCGUGAUCGCUAUGAAGCCAUGCGUGGUCAAGCCGUUUAGUUAAUGCUAGACCUAACGAAAUGUGUAAAUUUAUGAUAGUUUUUAUAUCAUUCCGUUCGUGUUUUUUCUUGUAUUACUCACAAGAUGCACCGCUUUAAUUUUCCCUUCCAGUCCGUGAUCGUGAGAAAAUAUACGCUCUGCAUUUUUGUAUCGUGCUGAGGCACGAAACAUGUCCGGACACGACUUGUGCUAUGAAUUCUCAUCAAGAGUAUUCCAACUUUAAAGAACAAUUCUCUACUAGGAUGAACUUCUUCAUGAGAAAAAACCCCUCCUUAUAAGUUUUCCUUAUCGUUUAGUAAACAAGAAAUGUGCCUCCGUCCAGUAGCUACUGUGAAACCGAAAGUCUUCCGCUUCGCUUCCAUCUCAGAGAUCACGUGACAAAACGUCAAUAGAUCACAAACAUAUAUGAGCUCUUUAAGUUCAAGCUGCAUCUUUUUGCCCGAUUAUUCCGAUCUAACGGAACUUUAAAAAUACGAAAGAACGGAAAACAAAGGCCAACUAUUCCUGGGGAUGAAUCAGCCUUCGCGUCUGAGCCGUUCGUAAGAGCGUUACUAGAGUCGAUCUCCGAGGUUGACAAGGCUCCUGACUUCUUGCCACAGCGCACGAUCGAAGGAGCCACCGUAUUUUAUUCCCUAAAGAUAUUUGAGAUACUAGAGACGGAUGAUCCAUCCCGGUGAAUCACUGAGGACCCGUCUGUCAAUUUUAAAAUGCGUUCUAGUAUAAAAAAAGACACUGGAGUUCCGCCGUCUUUAUUUUCUGUAGAGACUAAUUCGCGGGCAAGCGCUGACAAAGGGCAGAAAUAGUGCUCGUGGAGUGCGUGGCAGAAUGUUAUUCCUGUUUUCACACAUGAUGCCAAAAACUCUGUUACAAAUUCCCUGUGGUGACAGUAUGCCAUUUUUUUUUGCGAAUCAAUGUGCAUUACAUUACUCCAUGUUUGAAAAUACGCUUCACGUUGGUACCGAUUCAAAUUUGGCUUUUUGUUUCUUUUCCUUCAAAUGGCAUUCAAAUGCCCGUGAAAAGAAAGUCUAUGGAAAGCAAAGGGUAUUUUCAUUUCAAUAGGUUAUUUCUAAAAAGCCAUGGUGAUAGUAAUGUUGCUAAUGUUAAGAAUCGCAGUUAUGUGACGAUAGAUGGACGAACCAACUUAACGUAAAGAAAAGUCAUUACUGGGCUGCCCCUUUCAGUUGAUGAUGUUGGCGCUGGGAAACUCAGAAAAAUGCUUACGUUGCAUACAAACCCACACGCCGUUCACGGUAGGUUCACACUAAAAGAUGACUGUGAGCGUCAGGUUUGGAACGCGCGCCGGGGCCGUUUCGUGAACUCAAAAGAGAGAAUUCUCGAUCGACGUAGUACAUGAGCAACUCACAACUCAUGAGCAACUCACCCCUUGCGUGUCUCCCUCGCGCGCGCCCGUUCUCUCUUUCGCCCGCUACUUCCAAGCGCCUGCUGCGCAGGCUAUAUAGCGUCGUGCUAAAAAAUGAAUUAAAGUACUGUGUAUUCCCCCCACAGAUUUACAAGCUAGAAUGCCCCCAAAUAGUUUUACGUGUUCACUGCACGGCUGCGGAGGAUACUUGAAAGGUUGUCACCUUCACUAAGUGGUUUGUUUUUCCAUGCUCCGCGGUUGAAAUAAUUUCCGUGACCAAGCUUCCAUCGAAAAAAACUAUAAUUCAUGAAAAAUCUCAAAUUUUGUUUUGCUGCUAGUCCUGCAAUACCAUGUUAAAACUUCAGAUUACACCGUUUCUCGACUUGGAGCGCAUAAAUUUUACGUCCACGGAUAAUGUAAAGGGCGAGACCGUUUUACAUAUUUCCGUGACUGGCAUUAUACGGGUCCGGUACUGAAGCCCAGCGGAAUCAUUUACCUAUCUUUUUUUCUCCACUAGCUGCUGUUUUUCUUCUGGGAACUUCUGCGACAACUUUAAAAAUCGUUGCUUUUUAGCUUGAGCCUUCGUGUUUGCGUUGUUGCGUUCAUUCACGAAAAAAGAAAAACUGCAGGACCUGGCAGUUUUUUCCCGCCUUCUGGCACGCCACUUUCCACCAUGCUUUGAUCACCUGCUGUAAUGCAUUUGAUUUUAGUCAAGGCCACGUGACCAAGAAUAAACCAAUUCAAAUCAAUUCAAAGUGGACAGACUGCAAAUUAUGGUAGUUGCUGAAAAAUAUAUCUAUGGCAGUCCCUGAGUUGAGUGAAAGUCUAGGAAUAUAACAAUGGCUCAUAUGAUGAUGGUUAGGCCAAUCAAGUUUCAGUGAUCAAUGUAGUUCUUCAAUACAAUGAUUAAAUGUAAAGAGCUUGAGCAAUUUAAGACAUAAGCACUUGUCUUCUGUUCGCUCGUCUGUUUAUUACUUGACAGUUUCAAUUAUAUAAUUAUAUACCAUUACCUUCGUCACUCUAUAGUUAAUACUUUCAUAGGAGACACCUCUGAAUGCUCGCCUGUUUGAAUUCGCUUUUGCCGCUAGAGCGCGCGACUUCCCAAAUUCCUGACAGGGAGAGAAAAAAUCCACAUCCUGUGCACGAAUUUUAGUGAAUCCCGCUUCCCCUGUAGAAGACAAUUUCCGUUUCCCGUAAAUUAUUUUGCGGUUUUACGAAUCCCGAACCCGCCUGAGUCAAAUCCCGGGUCCCGAAAAUACUCUUCCAGACCCUGACAAUUUGCCGCCGUGAUCAGUUUGCACAUGGAAGAAUUGAAGAACAAUCAAUGCAUCGUUUGAAGAUCGAGUUUAACGGAAAAGACACUUUCUUUGUGAGCGAAUGGUUGAAGCCUAGAGGAACUCUGCGAGAUACUUGAAACCUUAUAUAAACUUCGUGUUCUGUGUGAUCAAUUCGACGGUUAAAUUACGUUGACUGAAACGGUUCCGUCGUGAUGAGACAAAAUUGUACACCGUAUUUACUUGAAUAUUAGCCGCAACUCGAUUAAUCGCCUCCCUCGAGUAAUCACCCCUCUUGAAACAGAAAUAUUUAAAAUAAUCGCCUCCCACGAAUAAUCCCCCCCCCGCCCCCACAUACACACACACACACACGCACACACACCCCUCUCGCCAUCUUCUCUUUUCUUAUACCCUUCCUGUCAAGUUGAAGUGGAGUCUGAUCGAGCAAUAUUGAUCAGCCGGACGAUUCAAGCUCUGACGCCGAGGAUAUUUACAUUGAAAAUUAAUCAAGGAACCAGAUUUGGAACACUUAAAAAACCCAUGUUCAGUUUAUUGAAUGUGUUUUUGAUUUGGGGAUUGAAAGAAACAAAACAUUUAGAGCUCGAAUUCCGGAGAGCAAUAUUUGAAGUAAUCAACUCCCUCGAAUAAUCACCCCCGGCUAUUAUUCGAGGAAAUAACGGUACUCAUGUUAAGCUCGUCGGUUGUUUAUCAUUCACUGCUGAGUUAAAUACCUUCGAAAAAGAAAUGUACUUUUAAAAUUCUAGUUUAUAGCUCUGUCAUUAACAUUAAUCAGAUCGAUGUGACUUUUUGCAAUAAAUUUAACUAGCGGCUAAGAGCGAUUUGCGAAGGGUGCUUCACGCACAGAUUUUCUGUAAAUAUGGCAUUUGCAGCAUAUUCACUGGAAAAUGCAAUUUUUGUGUUGUCCUGGGGUGGGGCAUUUGCACACUUUUUUAAGCCCCAUUAUAAGCCUGAGGUCUUUGUAUGAACCGCGCGGCCCCACUGUAGGACUUGCAGCAUUCCCAAACAAAAAAGACAAGCGCCCAGGGGGGAUGGGUACGCUUAUAGAAUUGAUUGAGCCUCGAGUGCUAUAUGACAAAAAUUAAUUCCAUGGUUUAAGUUCUAUUCACUUAUGAGCUCUCUUUUAUAGAAUCUCAAUACUUCGAAUUCAAAAUAAUUGAGCCGAAUGCCCGGAUGUACCCACAUAAACUGGGCUGUCAAGCAUUAUCAUUUCAUUUUGAUUUUUUUUCUUUACUGUAGCAGUCAACCCCACCCUCCACCCCACAAUUUCCUAAGAUUUUUCUGGGAAGUGUAAUCUACGGACUUCCUUCGCUGAUGUUUCGCGAAACAAAAGUAGAGGGAAAUGUACUCUCAUGCAGAGCAGAGCAGUAAGGGCGAGCGCGUCUUCAGAUAAUUUCGACUUUUCCAAAAACCCACAAGGAGCUUUAUACUAAGUAAAAUGGCAACUGGCAAAACGAAUAACAUUGAUAACAUGAACAUGGUGGACACGUUUCAAACGAUGCAAGCCCUUGGUGUGUCGUUCGAAGGAGUGGAGACGCUGAGGGAGAUGAAAUCUCGAGUAAGAACUGUGUUAGACCAAGCAGACAAGACGUCGAGCUGGUCAGCAGGGCAGGUAAGGAAUUUAAACAUACCAUUCUCAGGCUGGUUACACUCGUCGAUUCUCUUCCUUCCAGCCUUCCCGGGGGGAAACCCCGUACAUAACGAACUAAACGGGAAUUCUCCGCCCGAAACGGCUACCUUUUCACGAGUGAGCUAUAUAAAAGGGUAAGCAUUUCACGUGCUGAGGUAUAGAAAAGGUUGGGGGAACUGCCAUCUGUUAGCUAUUUAAAAGGUAUUGAAGAGAAAAGUGAGCUCAAUACGCUCGGUUAUUCAGCGGUCAUUAACCAAUUAAAAAUGCUUCUUAGCUUCAAGGGUAGAAAUGGAUUGCAGUGUUGUAUUGUGGAAUAUAUAAAAGGGUAUUAUUUCAAUGAAAGGGAUAUGAAACGGGUACCUUUUUUAUUAAAAGUAGUAUUUAAAAGGGUAAGGGGUUUGAACCGCGGGGAGGGGGGGGGGGGGGGGCUUACCGCACAGAAUUUUGUCUAGUACCCCCUGUCCCCCGCAUUGUUUAAUUUCGUGUCGAUCUCCUUGAAUUUUUCAAGACAGUGGAACCUAAUUUAGUCCAUGAUGUUGAAACGUUAUAAAGGCAACGAUGGCGAGCCACCUUUUUCGUCUCAAUUAACCGAUAUCACCAAAGUCAACUUUCAUUUACGGUUCUUGGAACGGAAUGCUAUUGCGUCGUCCUCGUGACAAGGAAAUGCGUUAUUUAAGGUGUAAUAGAGACGUCUGUACGUUGACCCUUGUUUACAUUGUUUUUCAACUGCACGUCCUAAAAGGAACUGCUAUUCCCAAUACUGCUAAAGUAAAAUUUUAUUUCAGGUGUAAUCAAUGUCCAAGAAAUAUAUAGUGUCGAGCUAAAAAAUGAAUUAAAGUACUGUGUAUUUCACCCACAGAUUUACAAGCUAGAGUCACCCCAAAUAGUUUCACGUGUUCACUGCAUGCUGUGGAGAACACUUGAAAGGUUGUCCCCUUCUCUAAGUGGUUUGUUUUUCGAUGCUCCGCGGUUGAAAUAAUCUCCUUGACCUGUCACAGAAAAAAAGCUAUUAUUCAUGAAAAAUCUCAAAUUUUGUUUUGCAACUAGUCCUACAAUAGCACGUUAAAACUUCAGAUUACACCGUUUCUCGACUUGGAGCGCAUAAAUUUUACGUAUAAUGUAAAGGGCGACCGUUUACAUAUUUCCGUGACUGGCAUUAUACGGGUCCGGUACUGAAGCCCAGCGGGAUCAUUUACCUAUCUCUUUUCCUCCACUAGCUGCUGUUUUUCUUCUGGGAACUUCUGCGACAACUUUAAAAAUCGUUGCUUUUUAGCUUGAGCCUUCGUGUUUGCGUUGUUGUGUUCAUUCACAAAAAAAAAAAAAAACUGGCAGCACCUGGCAGUCUUUUCCCCGCCUUCUGGCACGCCACUUUCCACCAUGCUUUGAUCACCUGCUGUAAUGCAUUUGAUUUUAGUCAAGGCCACGUGACCAAGAAUAAACCAAUUCAAAUCAAUUCAAAGUGGACAGACUGCAAAUUAUGGUAGUUGCUAAAAAAUAUAUCUAUGGCAGUCCCUGAGUUGAGUGAAAGUCUAGGAAUAUAACAAUGGCUCAUAUGAUGAUGGUUAGGCCAAUCAAGUUUCAGUGAUCAAUGUAGUUCUUCAAUACAAUGAUUAAAUGUAAAGAGCUUGAGCAAUUUAAGACAUAAGCACUUGUCUUCUGUUCGUUCGUCUGUUUAUUACUUGACAGUUUCAAUUAUAUAAUUAUAUACCAUUACCUUCGUCACUCUAUAGUUAAUACUUUCAUAGGAGACACCUCUGAAUGCUCGCCUGUUUGACUUCGCUUUUGCCGCUAGAGCGCGCGACUUCCCAAAUUCCUGACAGGGAGAGAAAAAAUCCACAUCCUGUGCACGAAUUUUAGUGAAUCCCGCUUCCCCUGUAGAAGACAAUUUCCGUUUCCCGUAAAUUAUUUUGCGGUUUUACGAAUCCCGAACCCGCCUGAGUCAAAUCCCGUGUCCCGAAAAUACUCUUCCAGACCCUGACAAUUUGCCGCCGUGAUCAGUUUGCACAUGGAAGAAUUGAAGAACAAUCAAUGCAUCGUUUGAAGAUCGAGUUUAACGGAAAAGACACUUUCUUUGUGAGCGAAUGGUUGAAGCCUAGAGGAACUCUGCGAGAUACUUGAAACCUUAUAUAAACUUCGUGUUCUGUGUGAUCAAUUCGACGGUUAAAUUACGUUGACUGAAACGGUUCCGUCGUGAUGAGACAAAAUUGUACACCGUAUUUGCUUGAAUAUUAGCCGCCACUCGAUUAAUCGCCUCCCUCGAGUAAUCACCCCUCUUGAAACAGAAAUAUUUAAAAUAAUGGCCUCCCACGAAUAAUCCCCCACAUACACACACACACGCACACACACCCCUCUCGCCAUCUUCUCUUUUCUUAUACCCUUCCUGUCAAGUUGAAGUGGAGUCUGAUCGAGCAAUAUUGAUCAGCUGGACGAUUCAAGCUCUGACGCCGAGGAUAUUUACAUUGAAAAUUAAUCAAGGAACCAGAUUUGGAACACUUAAAAAACCCAUGUUCAGUUUAUUGAAUGUGUUUUUGAUUUGGGGAUUAAAAGAAACAAAACAUUUAAAGCUCGAAUUUCGGAGAGCAAUAUUUGAAGUAAUCAACUCCCUCGAAUAAUCACCCCCGGCUAUUAUUCGAGGAAAUAACGGUACUCAUCAUGUUAAGCUUGUCGGUUGUUUGUUUAUCACUCACUGCUGAGUUAAAUACCUUCGAAAAAGAAGUGUAAUUUUAAAAUUCUAGUUUAUAGCUCUGUCAUUAACAUUAAUCAGAUCGAUGUGACUUUUUGCAAUAAAUUUAACUAGCGGCUAGGAGCGAUUUGCGAAGGGUGCUUCACGCACAGAUUUUCUGUAAAUAUGGCAUUUGCAGCAUAUUCACUGGAAAAUGCAAUUUUUGUGUUGUCCUGGGGUGGGGCAUUUGCACACUUUUUUAAGCCCCAUUAUAAGCCUGAGGUCUUUGUAUGAACCGUGCGGCUCCACUGUAGGACUUGCAGCAUUCCCAAACAAAAAAGACAAACGCCCAGGGGGGAUGGGUACGCUUAUAGAAUUGAUUGAGCCUCUAGUGCUAUAUGACAAAAAUUAAUUCCAUGGUUUAAGUUCUAUUCACUUAUGAGCUCUCUUUUAUAGAAUCUCAAUACUUCGAAUUCAAAAUAACUGAGCCGAAUGCGCGAAUGUACCGUCAUAAACAGGGCUGUCAAGCAUUAUCAAUUCAUUAACCCCACCCUCCACCCCACAAUUUCCUAAGAUUUUUCUGGGAAGUGUAAUAUCCGGACUUCCUUCGCUGAUGUUUCGCGAAACAAAAGUAGAGGGAAAUCUGCACUCAAGCAGAGCAGAGCAAUUAGGGCGGGCGAGUCUUCAGAUAAUUUCGACUUUUCCAAAAACCUGCAAGGAGCUUUAUACUGAGUAAAAUUGCAACUGGUAAAAGGAAUAACAUUGAUAACAUGAACAUGGUGGAGACGUUUCAAACGAUGGAAGCCCUUGGUGUGUCGUUCGAAGGAGUGCAGACGCUGAACGAGAUUAAAUCUCGAGUAAGAACUGUGUUAGACCAAGCAGACAAGACGUCGAGCUGGUCAGCAGGGCAGGUACAGAAUUUAAACAUACCAUUCUCAGGCUGGUUACGCUCAUGCACCCUAAUCAACUCCCUCGAAUAAUCACCCCCGGCUAUUAUUCGAGGAAAUAACGGUACUCAUCAUGUUAAGCUUGUCGGUUGUUUGUUUAUCACUCACUGCUGAGUUAAAUACCUUCGAAAAAGAAGUGUACUUUUAAAAUUCUAGUUUAUAGCUCUGUCAUUAACAUUAAUCAGAUCGAUGUGACUUUUUGCAAUAAAUUUAACUAGCGGCUAGGAGCGAUUUGCGAAGGGUGUUUCACGUACAGAUUUUCUGUAAAUAUGGCAUUUGCAGCAUAUUCACUGGAAAAUGCAAUUUUUGUCUUGUCCUAGGGUGGGGCAUUUGCACACUUUUUUUAAGCCCCAUUAUAAGCCUGAGGUCUUUGUAUGAACCGCGCGGCUCCACUGUAGGACUUGCAGCAUUCCCAAACAAAAAAGACAAACGCCCAGGAGGUAUGGGUACGCUUAUAGAAUUGAUUGAGCCUCGAGUGCUAUAUGACAAAAAUUAAUUCCAUGGUUUAAGUUCUAUUCACUUAUGAGCUCUCUUUUAUAGAAUCCCAAUACUUCGAAUUCAAAAUAACUGAGCCGAAUGCGCGGAUUUACCAUCAUAAACAGGGCUGUCAAGCAUUAUCAAUUCAUUAACCCCACCCUCCACCCCACAAUUUCCUAAGAUUUUUCUGGGAAGUGUAAUAUCCGGACUUCCUUCGCUGAUGUUUCGCGAAACAAAAGUAGAGGGAAAUCUGCACUCAAGCAGAGCAGAGCAAUUAGGGCGGGCGAGUCUUCAGAUAAUUUCGACUUUUCCAAAAACCUGCAAGGAGCUUUAUACUGAGUAAAAUUGCAACUGGUAAAAGGAAUAACAUUGAUAACAUGAACAUGGUGGAGACGUUUCAAACGAUGGAAGCCCUUGGUGUGUCGUUCGAAGGAGUGCAGACGCUGAACGAGAUGAAAUCUCGAGUAAGAACUGUGUUAGACCAAGCAGACAAGACGUCGAGCUGGUCAGCAGGGCAGGUACAGAAUUUAAACAUACCAUUCUCAGGCUGGUUACACUUAUCGAUUCCCUUCCGUCCAGCCUUCCCGGGGGGAAACCCCAUACAUAACGGACCAAACGGGAAUGCUCCGCCCGAAACGGCUACCUUUUCAUGAGCGAGGUAUAUAAAACGUUAAGCAUUUCACGUGGUGAUCAGGUAUAGAAAAGGUUGAGGGGAAACUGCCAAUUGCUAGCUAUUUAAAAGGUAUUCAAGAGAAACGUGAGUUCAAUACCCUCGGUUAUGCAGCGGUCAUUAACCAAUAGACCUUUUUACCGAUACGGCGGCCAUAUUGAAUUCAUUCGAUUUAAGGAGUAUUAUAGGAUGCCCAGGGGGCAUGAGCACAUUUCGUUUAUAUUUACGAGCGUUUUUCGGGGCAUUUUUUCUCAAAGUUUUGUUAGAAUAAGAUUGUAAUGGGAAAAAAGAUCUCUGUGCCGUGUUUGGAUGUAAUAAUGAUCGCCUUUUUCCCGAGAAAUAUCUGGUGAAAGACCAUCUUUCUAAUACUAAGCUAGAAAAAGGCGAUGAUUAUUACAUCCAAACAAGGCACAAUUAUCUUUUUUCCCUUUAGAAUCUUAUUCUAAGAAAAUUUUACGAAAAAAUGUCCCGAAAUGCGCUCGUACAAACUAACAAAAUGCGCUCAUGCACCCUGGGCAUCCUAUAAUACUCCUUAAAUCAAUUUAAUUCAAUAUGGCCGCCGUAUCGGUAAAAAGGUCUAUUGAAAACGCUUCUUAGCUUCAAGGGUAGAAAUGGAUUGCAGUGUUGUAUUGUGGAAUAUAUAAGAGGGGUAUUAUUUCUAUGAAAGGGAUAUGAAAUGGGUACCUUUCUUAUUAAAAGUAGUACAUAAAAGGGUAAGGGGUUUAAACUUCGGAGGGGGGAGGCUCACCGAAAAGCAUUGUGUCUAGUACUCCGGUCCCUCGAGCCAGCAUUGUUUAAUUUCGUGUCGAUUUCCUUGAAUUUUUCAAGACAGUGGAACCUAAUUUAGUCCAUGAUGUUGAAACGUUAUAAAGGCAACGAUGGCGAGCCACCUUUUUCUCAAUUAACCGAUAUCACCAAGGUCAACUUUCAUGAUCAGUUUGUGUUCUCGGAACGGAAUGCUAUGGCGUCGUCCGAGUGGCAUGUAAAUGUUUUUUGGGAUGUAAUGAGACGUCUCGUGUGCAAGUUGAUCCUUGUUUACCUAGGUCGCGGUGGGACACUCAAGGGAAGUUUGGGUUGAUGUGUGCUGCCGAGGCCUUUAAACCCCGACCCUGUUUAAGACAAAAAUUGCUCAUUUCGCUACCCUGUUUGAGAUAAGAGGCACUUUUUUUUUACCCUGAUUUGUUUGGUUUUGAAUGCAGAAUUAAGUAAUUUUUCACACCAAAAUCGUGGAAAUAGAUGUUUGGGAAAAAAAUUAUUGGUAUUGCAAAUGUAGACCGCUUAUCGCAAGUCUUCACACUCUUUGAAACGCUUCCAGUCCAAAAAGACACCUUGUUCAAGACGCUUAAUAGUGAAAUUGUAUAUCCUGUUUAGGACUAAAGACCUUGAAAAACAUACCCUGUUCAGCGGCACAUACCUGUAUAGGCCAAAUAAGGGAGUGUCCCUUUCCCGGGACCUACGUACAUUAUCUUUAAACUACACGAACUAAAAGAAACUGCUAUUCACAAUACUGCUAAAGUAAAAUUUUAUUUCAGGUGUAAUCAAUAUCCAAGAAAUAUAGAGCGUCGUGCUAGAAUUAAAGUACUGUGUUUUUCACCCACAGAUUCAAAAGCUAGAGUGACCCAAAAUAGUUUUACGUGUUCACUGCAUGCUGUGGAGAACACUUGAAAGGUUGUCACCUUCACUAAGUGGUUUGUUUUUCCAUGCUCCGCGGUUAAAAUAAUCUCAGUGGCCUUCCACCGAAAAAAGCUAUAAUUCAUGAAAAAUUUCAAAUUUUGCUGUGCUACUAGUCCCGCAAAACACACAGAUUAUACCGUUUCUCGCCUUUUGCGUCCACGGAUAAAGCAAAGGGCGAGACAGUAAUUGUAUUUAUUCUCCCCCGUUUUACAUAUUUCCGUGACUGGUAUUAUACGGGUCCGGUACGGAAGCCCAGCGGGAUCAUUGACCUAUCUUAAUUGCUUUUCUUUUUUACUUUUUCAUUUUUCCUUUUAUAACAUUUUGCUUUGUACUUUUUUCAUUUUCUGUUGUCAGUUUUUGUUUACAUUACUUAAUUUUCGUUUCAAUUUUUUUUUAAAAUUCAAUUUUGUUUUUAAGUUUUGUUUUUGAGUCUCUUUUCACUUUUUCAUUUUCUGUUUUGAUUUUGCACACUGUAAAUCGAAACGAAAACCGAAAUCAAGGAAACAAACUGAGGAUAGGCCCGAAAGCUAAAAUGUUUGUGUUUCGCUAUGUUUGUUUUGUUUCCCGAAUUUGGCGCCAGAACUCGUCCCCAGGAUCUUUGACCUUUUCUCAUCUCGGAAACAGGGCUGAAAUUUCUCAUAUGAACCCAAGACCGCGUAGCUGGCGGUAUUGUGUAGUAGUCGAGUGAGAUUUGGCGGCGGAGCCGUUGUAAUAUAGUUGAGUGAGAUUUGACGGCGGAGCCGUCACGAACGGCGAAGCCGCGAGAAAGUGGGUAUUUCAACCGCCUCGUCCCUAGUCCCUUUUUUUGGAACACGGCUCCGCCGCCAAAACUUUAAUCUCGCACCCACACAAUACCGCCAGCUACGCAGGCUAAAUUCAUCCCGGUAACCGAGCCAGCCCGGUCAACCGGGCUCAUAUGAAGAGGCCCUUUGGAAAUAGUCGAUAUACUGUUUAAAAACACGUAUGCAUGUAUGUAUGUACGACUCGGGCUUAAAGUGAAGCCUUAUACUAAAGACAAAAUUGGAAGCCUUAAAAAAUAAACCUCACUGGCAGAGGUCAAAUUUGCAGAUUAAUAGGGUAUGCUGCCUUUUGUAACGCAAUAAAACCCAUUGGCGCCACACAUUAUCGAGAAAAAACCGUUUCUAAAUAGAGAUACAUAAAACAAGAAUUUAAAUAUAUAAAAACAAACGGUUUUGUCACGUGGUCGCUAGAGUUUGAAAGCCAGCCACUCAAAUACAAAAUCCGAUUGGGCAUUCUUCGCUUUCGUAAGACUAGAAUCAGCCGUGCGUGUACUUGUAGAAACCUCCUCAAUUAACUAAACCUUGUAACAUAACAGCUUUACUUUUUUAGGCCUUCUCCGUUUUAUCCGAAGCUAAAGAAGAAGAUGCCAGGAAAAGACGGCACUUACUCGAUUUUUACACCGAAGCCGUAGCUUUUGUAGGAAGAAUGGAUGAACAGAUGAUAACUUUACUUCAAAAGCAUACGGAUCAUGUGAAAGAGAAUAUUGAAAUGCGUAUAAAGCAACUGAAAAAGACGGAGUACUUUCUUCUCGUAGCAGGUAAAUGAUAAACCUAAAAAAAAAAAAAAGAUCGGAUACGUAUGGAGAGAAAACUCGAAAAAAAAUUUCUGAGUUCACUUAAGGUUCUUACAACACAGCUUAGCUUUUAGUUCCAGCCUUUUGGGCUCUGAAUUAAUCCAAAACCUAUUGAUGAGGAUUACUAGUCAAAGAAGGCUAAAUAUCUACUGGAACGUUUUUGAAGCCUUCGAUAAACUCGUUACGCCUGAUUUUCGAAAAUCAAUUGGUAAGCAACGAGUGCUGCUCGUUUAUUGAAGCAUUACAAAGAAUCUCGAUAUGGGAACUUGCGAAAGUGUUGCUCAUUAGUCAAUUUUGCCUUCCUCUCAUUUGAAGAAGCUCAGGAAAGUGAUCGAUUGAACCACCUUUUUUUAGAGUUCGGCUGGUGAUCUUCGGUCCGGGGUUCUUUCCACUUUGCCAGACCGACCAGCCAGAGACCAAGGAAACUAACCAAUGGGAAAUGAAACGAAGUCACGUUAUUCGAUUAAAACAAAAUUUCCGACUGCACCGAAGCCUUCUACGUACGUUUCGACCGAAAUUUCGAUUACUUCACUGUGAACAGGGAGAAAAAACGAGAAUUUUUGAAAAUGGAACACAGGUUUUAUCCGAGAAUUCUUGGACAUGUAUUUCAAUAAGGAGAUCCAGAUUGUUAACCAUCUACAAAAAAGUUUCCGCAAAAUUCGGUUGGAAAACAAACUGAACGGCUGAAAAUUAUAGCAGUCCCGUUUUCCAGGUCGGAACGUCGAAAACGGAAGUUAUUGCCCCCGCAGGGAUUUCGCCCAGAAGACGAAAUCCCGAGGAGGCACAAGCACUCUAGUAACUCGCGCGUGUAUUAAGGAAAGUACUUACAGUUGAAAUAUACAGUCGUGCAGUCAAUAUAGAAAAAAUCUCGAUUUGCUUGAACAGGGCCUGCGAGGAAUCGGUAGGUAAUGAUGACGUUUCUAUUGUUUUCGCCCGCUAGUACGAAAUGGUUAGGAUGACGUAAAACACAAAAAGCUUACAAUAGGUAGAUUUUGUGACAUUAAUUGUGCAGUGGUACUUCGAUACUCUUUUGCGUUACGUGUUAUCAGUGACAUUCUGUGGAGCAGUUGUUAUGAAAGUUAUCGACCAAAAGACACUCGUUAAGCGCAGAUGAAGUUAUAAGGUGCGUAGGACAGUGUAUAUUUUAACACUUAGUGAGUUUGCCAGACACGAGUUCACAAAUCUUUGAUUGAAAACCUUCAGCUGAACCUUGCCAGACACUCUUUCUCUCUCUUUGACCGGAAUAAGACUCGGCCAAAAACAAGCAAGACGAGUGAAUGAUUCAGCGGCUAGCUUAUCACUAGCAGAACUAUGGACGAUUACAGCAAUUCGCCGACCUUCAAAUUCUGUGCUGAUUUAUUCCCUGCUCACAGAUGUCCUUCCGCUAUAAAGUUUAAAAUAAGACUAGAAUGCGCGAGCGUGAAUUGAUCAAACGUCCUUUUAAUUUCUGAGGCUUACUUUCCGGCAAAUAAAAUGAACUAAAUGUAAAAAGUGAAAUAAAAAUAGCGAAAAAUUAAACUUCUAAUUAAACCUCUUCUUAUGGUUUAGAAUAAACUAUUCUCGAAACUGAGAAUGCUUUGAUCAAAACUGGGUAAAUCGAACCGAAACUGUGCAUGGAACCUUUCGUUUAUUUCCUGUAUUUAUCUCACCUAUUGUAUGGAAUAUGUGUGAACAUCUUCACUAUGAAUCGGUAUCUUUCAAAGAGCUACACAAGGAGCAAGAAUACUAUAUACAGAGCGGGGGCAGCUGUAGUGUCAACUAUUACUAGUAUAGUGUUCCAUUCUUCGGAGCUCAUCAUAGUACCUGUUUUAGACCUCUGCGGCUGUUCUCCGUAAAAUGAGAUGGAUUUGUAGAAUGGUAAACGCGAUUCCCGAACAGAAUUCUUCAAUUUUGUUUACCAUUUGCCCAAAGCGUGAACCAUGUAAAAUGGGCAUUACCAGAAAUAAACGGAUUUCCCAAUGGAAUGUACCCUUCGUUUUGGUUUAUUUACAGGUGAAACGUCAUCUGGUAAAAGCAGCUUGAUCAAUCUCAUUCUCGGAGAGGAGAUUCUACCUUACUCCCUUCUUAGCACAACGUCCACCAUAUGUGAACUGAAGUUUGGAGAGGAACGCAGGCUGGUGGUGCAUUUUAAAGACAAGGAUCCUGAAACAGGACUCCAAACUAAGAAAAUUUUACUUGAGCAGCCAACAGGAUCUUCUGAUCAAAGCUUCCUCGAUCAGAUCUCCCCAUACAUUCACGUCAAGACUGACCGCGAAAAAGGCUCAAUUGUCAAAAAGAUCGAGCUCUUUUGGCCGCACAACGUUUUGGAGGUAGAUCGAGCUCAUUUGGUCACACAAUACUCUGUAGGUAGACUGAUAGCAGAGCUUCCGUGCGCGCCAAGCACGGACAGCGUAGCCCCAUUGCUAUACCAAUAGGAACCUUAUGGAUGCGAAAACAAUUUGGUUAUGACGUCAGCGUACGCCUGACCGUGAGUACAGACAGAGGGGGAGGGAGUAGAGAGACUCUGUAAGGGAGGGGAAUUUAAUCAGUUUAGAGGCAACCAAUAGAGUUGCUUCGGUAAAAAUUUUGAAGUUUCUUGUUUUUGCUAUGUCAAAAACUAUGAAAAAUGAACUUUGAAGGGUUUGCUUUUAGCUUGGACACACUUUAGUCGCGCUCCAGGACUAGUCUAGUCUCAGAUUGGUCAAAAUUGUGGCAGCAGAAUUCAUGCGUAAACACUUAUGUAGCUUCUAGAAAAUUGUUUACCGAGAAAUAAAGCUUUGAGUAAGUUUUUUCAUUUUAGGUCUGUUUGCGGGAUAAUUUUUUUUUUCUUAAAUCACCCAGCCCACUCCCUCAAAAGGUAAAUGGAGGGCUCCUAAAUUUAAGAAUAGAUUUUCGGAUAUCUUAGUACAGACUUAAAGUUUAUAAUUUUUUAAUAUAAAAAUGUGUUUAUGAACGGAAGCUUCGCUGUUAGGCUUGGCAAAAUCUAUAUAUUAGUACCAGCGGUAGAUCAAGGAAAUUAGGUGAUAAUUCUUUGUUUACGUAUUUAUGGGAAUAUAUAGAAAAUUUCUCACGAGAGCUCUCAUUACUUAGGUGAAUGAGUUAAAUUCUGAUAGCUGUGUUACCGAACAUUUCAAGGAAUUCUUUGUGGAAGAUUAAUUAUCAAGAUCUUUUUUUUUUUUUACAAAUUUUGUAAUAUUUUACAAAUUUUGGUUAUGAAUCAUAGGCAGGCUUAGUAAUCAUUGACAGCCCUGGUGUCGGAGAAUCUGAAGAGAUGGACGACAUGGUAAUCCAGUAUCUGCCUGAAGCCUUUGCUUUUAUGUAUGUCAUUAACAGUUCAAACGCUGGUGGCAUUCAAAAAGACAGAGUGAGUAUCUUGAUCAGUUUCGCUAGAUUGUGCGCAUGCGUUAAGUACAGAAGUUGGUGA